Striga hermonthica is the source of this 777-nucleotide messenger RNA. Lineage: Eukaryota; Viridiplantae; Streptophyta; Magnoliopsida; Lamiales; Orobanchaceae. The record is from the annotation of a GenBank genome assembly.
AUGCAGAGGCCGGAUCGUCCGCGCGCCGCCCGGCCGCAGUUGCCGCCGGAGGCGGAGCACCUACGACCGCCGCCGUGGGCGAUGCAGUGGUCGGUUCGGCCCUCGGCACUCUUCGUGCACCCGAGGUGCUGGCAACGCCGCCCGCCACCGUGGGCCUUGCAAAAAGCGGUCCGGCCCUCAGCGCCUUUCCGGCAGCCGUCCCGCUGGCACCGCCGCCCGCCACCGUGGCCGAUGCAGAGGGCCGACGCGCCCCGAGCCCCGCGCGUGCAUCCCUCGUGUCGGCAUGUUUUUGCUCGGGACUUGCGUUUGGUCACUGAUUUCGAAUGGGAUGGAGUCGAGCCUUCGUCCUCGGAUGGGUUCUUAUCGGGUAUGGUGGUUGCAUCGGAUUCUGCGUUGGCGGUGGACAAGCUUAACUCGAGGUCUAUAUCUGGUUUCCUUUUGUUGGUCGCAUUCAAAUUCCCAAUCGGGAACUUUGGAUCGGACAGCCUCUUCUCUCCAGCAUUGAAGUUGAUGCUUAAAUUGAGGUCGAUCGAGGAAUCCUCUUCAUUUUCCUUCCCCAAGCACAUGGUCGUGCAGGAACUGGAUGAGAGGCCCAGACCCAGACCAAGAACCAGAGAAGAUCCAUCGUUGUUGAAAGGCGGAUUGCGGGUGAUACACAUUCUCUUGUUGGGGCAAAAAGGGAUCGGCACGCCACGCGAAUCAAAUUCUAAAGGGGUAACAGUUGGGAAAUCGAGUUUGGCCCAAUCUUCGGGCAUGUGGGCCAUAGUAAUGGUGUAG